Messenger RNA from Rotaria socialis, 780 nucleotides. NCBI's taxonomy places the organism in Eukaryota, Metazoa, Rotifera, Eurotatoria, Philodinida, Philodinidae. The record is from the annotation of a GenBank genome assembly.
AUGGUAAUUGUUAAUGAACAAACACAACCACAGCCACAAAGUUAUCAUAUUCUUCGAGGUGAAAAAAGAUCUCCUAUCUGUUCACCUGUUACUUCUAGCCACCUCUCACGCUCACAAGCAGUCAAAGUAACAUGUAAUAAGAAUGAUGAUGUUAGUGGUACAAAUUUAUUUGUUCUUUCAAAGUCAACUACUAGUUCACGUUUUUCAUCAUCUAACUCUUCAUCUUCAUCAGCUAGUAGCUCAUCUCGUUCGUCAUCCAGUUCAAGUACGGUAUCGUUGUUAUCAUCAAGCUCAUCUUCUACAAGUUCAACUUCAUUAGUUACAGAAGAAUUAAGUAAAUUGAAAAUAAAUACUAACAACGAUUCUUCUUCUUCAAAAUCAACGACUGUAAUCCCUCUUACUCAGGAAAUAGAUCGUUUACCACAACCUGGAUUCUUCGAAGCUUAUAGAAGUAACAAAAAUGGUGUCAACUUAUGUCUUCAUGGUUAUACAUAUGAAUAUCUGAGAACUAUAAAAUACAAGAAAAUAAAAUGGAAAUGUAAAGACAUUCGAUAUGCAGCAAAAUGUGGAGCAAAAAUUUAUACAGGUUCAAAUGUGGGAACGGAUCAAAUGCCAGUAUAUGAAUAUAUUGGUUCAAAUAAUGUUUGCCACUCACAUGAUUCUGAUUUUGAUAAACAAAAAGUAGCAAUAUUUAACUAUCAGCUAAAAAAUACAGCUGAAUCAAAUAAGUCUAUUCCUCCUUCUAAAUUAGUUAAUCAACUGACAACCGAAAUCAAAUGA